This is a messenger RNA of Neurospora tetrasperma FGSC 2508, 271 nucleotides long. RefSeq lists its product as uncharacterized. NCBI's taxonomy places the organism in Eukaryota, Fungi, Ascomycota, Sordariomycetes, Sordariales, Sordariaceae. The transcript has a single exon. The coding region runs from base 96 to 266 and encodes 56 amino acids. The record is from RefSeq and is a predicted model, not a curated record.
GUAGAAAGUGGAAAAAGCAGAGCAAGCGCAGGCAGAGAAAAAAAAAAGAAUAUGUACAAAAACGUUAAGAAGAAAAGAACAAGAACAUACAGAACAUGUCCGCCCAGGCACAGCCCACAGGAAGCCAACCCGAUGCUCGCUUGCAACUUCGAGUAUGCAAUUAUAAUGAAACGGGUGGUACAAAAGGUGUAAUCAAUGAGCCGGGGGAUAAAAGUGUAGAUACCGAAUGCCGGACGAGAGAAAGCCGCCGCCGCCAAACGUGGUAAACAUC